GCACAGCUGUUUUUAUUGAACACAAUGUACUAAUUCCAUCCGGAAAUAGAUGUUGUCCAGGUCAUCUGGAAAAUGGACGCUUUACAAGUGCGGCUAUUCAGCAAUUACCGACAACAGACCAUGCAUUUGUUAACAGAACGACCAUCCUAAGUUUACUUCAACAGAUGCGUGAUUUAUGCCAUAAACAUGAAAAGUCUUAUUUGGACUUUGAUGAAGCAAAGACUCUGACAGAAACAGACUAUUCAUCUCUGCUGGGACUCAACAAGGAAAAUUUCCAUACAAUAUGUGAUUCUGUGAAAACUGAAGUGAAACCAACACCAUCUAGAAGUCUUAGAAAAUCAGUAGCCAUAUUCCUCUGAAAAUUAAAGACCGGAUUAUCAAAUCAAAUACUGUCAACACUUUUUCAAACUUCCAAAUCCAGUUUAAGAAGAGCUAUUAGUGCUGUAAGAAAGGCAAUGAUGAUCAGUUUUGUUCCGCACAGUCUUGGGUUUGAGCAUGUAACUAGAGAGGAAGUCAUAAAUGACCAUACUCGGCAGCUAGCACAGACACUGUUCGGUAACAUCGAGAAGAAACAGGCCAUAUUGGUAUUGGACGGAACAUACAUAUACACAGCCAAGAGUAAUAAUUUCCAUUACCAAAGACGUUCUUACAGCAUCCACAAGGGGAGACCACUUAUCAAGCCUAUGGUGAUUGUGACUACUACUGGUUACUUUGUCUCAAUCUUAGGACCAUACCUUGCUGAUAAUAAAAACAAUGAUGCUUCAAUCCUCCAACACAUCAUCAAAACAAAUGCAGAAGAUAUUCGGAACUGGCUUAGUGAAGAAGACAUCUUUAUUGUUGACCGCGGGUUCAGAGAUGCUUUGCCUCUGCUUGAAGAUCUUGGAAUCCAGGCAGAAAUGCCCCGAUUUUUGGAAAAGGGACAAAAACAAAUGACUUCUGAUGAUGCAAAUAUGAGCAGACUUGUGACAAAGGUCAGAUGGGUAGUUGAAUCAUCAAAUGCACGCAUCAAAAGGUGGCGAUAUUUGGACAAGACACUACCCACUAAUCAAAUUUCCUUCAUCGGGGACUAUGUCAGAAUUGUUUGUGCACUGUCAAACAGAUUCUUCCCACCCCUAAGUAAAAGUGAUAGCAAUGAGGCAGAUGAUGCAGAGGCAGCAAAAAUGCUCUUUUUGUCCAAACAGGUGAAUAAUCUCAAACAAAUGGUUCAAGAGAAUGGACUUAACAGGAGACCUACUCAAUGGCAGACAGUUCUGGAAUGUGAAAUUCAGAAUUUCCCCAUGUUGGAUGAGGAUCAGUUGCGGAAUUUGACUUGUGGCACCUAUCAGCUGAAGCUCUCCCGCAGCUAUAUUCAGGAACACAUUGAGGGAGAAUGUGAUAUUUCUUUUCAUAAAGAUAAUGAUAGGCUCCUAAGAGUAAAAAUUCAGAGUCGGCACACAUCAUCAAAACAGUAUUUAGUUUGGAUUGAAUAUUCUGAUUGCUCUGUAGAAGCAUGGUAUUGUACCUGCAGAGCGGGUGCCAGAGUUGUAGGCAUGUGCUCUCACAUAGCAGCCAUCAUUUGGUACCUGGCAAAAGGAAGGCAUGAGGGAAGAACGUAUGGUGUGCGUGAUUGGAGUGAGCAUGUCCUUGAUGCAGCUGACAUCCCGCCUACUUUGGACGAGUCAGACAGUGAAGUCAGUAGCUGUGAAAGUGUUCCUGAGGAGUGAACAG
Messenger RNA from Saccostrea echinata, 1707 nucleotides. RefSeq lists its product as uncharacterized. The transcript has 3 exons. The record is from RefSeq and is a predicted model, not a curated record. Gene Ontology annotation, molecular function: zinc ion binding. Bases 456 to 1703 code for a protein of 415 amino acids. Lineage: Eukaryota; Metazoa; Mollusca; Bivalvia; Ostreida; Ostreidae.